Messenger RNA from Sorex araneus (European shrew), 8178 nucleotides. It is a transcript of the gene RALGPS2, whose product is annotated as Ral GEF with PH domain and SH3 binding motif 2. The record is from RefSeq and is a predicted model, not a curated record. The coding region runs from base 217 to 1968 and encodes 583 amino acids. The transcript has 20 exons. Lineage: Eukaryota; Metazoa; Chordata; Mammalia; Eulipotyphla; Soricidae. Gene Ontology annotation, molecular function: guanyl-nucleotide exchange factor activity. Gene Ontology annotation, cellular component: plasma membrane. Gene Ontology annotation, biological process: Ras protein signal transduction; positive regulation of GTPase activity.
CGCGGCCGCGGCGCUGAAUGAGAGACGCCGGGCGCUCGCGCGGGGCGCCGGGGCGGCGGCGGCAGCGGCGCGUGAGGCCCGCGGCGGCGGCGGCGGCUCUUCCAUCCUCCGAGGCGGCGGCGGCGGCGGCGGCCUCCCAGGGAUGACGAUGUCUUUGUGGCCGUGGACGUGAAGCAGUGGCUCCUUCGUGCUGCUGCAAGGGCCGAUGACGGAAGCAUGGACCUGAUGAACGGGCAGGCUGGCAACCCCAGCGUUGCUGCCCCCGCUUCGGAGAAAAGCAGCAGCUCCGAGUCCUUAAGUGACAGAGGUUCUGAGUUGAAGAAAAGCUUUGAUGCGGUGGUGUUUGAUGUUCUGAAGGUGACGCCAGAGGAGUAUGCGGGUCAGAUAACGCUAAUGGAUGUUCCAGUAUUUAAAGCAAUUCAGCCAGAUGAACUUUCAAGUUGUGGAUGGAAUAAAAAAGAAAAAUACAGUUCGGCACCAAACGCAGUUGCCUUCACCAGAAGAUUUAAUCAUGUAAGCUUUUGGGUUGUUAGAGAGAUUCUUCAUGCUCAAACAUUAAAAAUUAGAGCAGAAGUUCUGAGCCACUAUAUUAAAACAGCUAAGAAACUCUACGAGCUGAACAACCUGCACGCACUCAUGGCAGUGGUUUCUGGCUUGCAGAGCGCCCCGAUUUUCAGGUUGACUAAAACAUGGGCGUUAUUAAGUCGAAAAGACAAAACUACCUUUGAAAAAUUAGAAUAUGUAAUGAGUAAAGAAGAUAACUACAAAAGACUCAGAGACUAUAUAAGUAGUUUAAAGAUGACACCUUGCAUUCCCUAUUUAGGUAUCUAUUUGUCCGAUUUAACGUACAUCGAUUCAGCAUACCCAUCAACUGGCAGCAUUCUAGAAAAUGAGCAGCGAUCCAAUCUAAUGAAUAACAUCCUCCGGAUCAUUUCUGACUUGCAACAGUCCUGUGACUACGACAUCCCCAUGUUGCCUCAUGUCCAGAAGUACCUGAAUUCUGUGCAGUAUAUAGAGGAGCUGCAGAAAUUUGUGGAAGAUGAUAAUUACAAACUGUCAUUAAAGAUAGAACCAGGAACCAGUACCCCUCGUUCUGCUGCUUCCAGGGAGGACUUAGUCGGUCCCGAUGUCGGCGCGUCCCCGCAGAGCGGGCGCAAGAGUGCCACCGCUGAAGCAGCCUUGCUCCCCGCCACGCCGCCCUCCCCACGGAACCUCAUCCCCCAUGGACACAGGAAGUGCCACAGCUUGGGCUACAAUUUCAUUCAUAAAAUGAACACAGCCGAGUUUAAGAGUGCGACGUUCCCCAAUGCGGGACCCAGACACCUGCUGGACGACAGCGUCAUGGAGCCCCACGCCCCGUCCAGAGGCCACGCAGAGAGUUCCACAUUGUCCAGCGGCAUCUCCAUCGGAAGCAGUGAUGGCUCUGAGCUGAGUGAAGAGACCUCCUGGCCUGCCUUUGAAAGGAGCAGAUUAUACCAUUCUCUGGGCCCGGUGACAAGAGUGGCACGAAAUGGCUAUCGGAGCCACCUGAAGGCCAGCAGUUCUGCAGAAUCCGAAGAUCUGGCCGUACACUUAUACCCAGGCGCUGUCACUAUUCAGGGUGUCCUCAGGAGGAAAACUCUGCUAAAAGAAGGCAAAAAGCCUACGGUCGCGUCGUGGACAAAAUACUGGGCAGCUUUAUGCGGGACCCAACUUUUUUACUAUGCUGCCAAGUCUCUCAAGGCCACCGAAAGGAAACACUUCAAGUCCACCUCCAGUAAGAACGUGUCUGUGGUGGGCUGGAUGGUGAUGAUGGCUGAUGACCCAGAGCACCCGGAUCUCUUCUUGCUGACCGACUCCGAGAGGGGAAACUCCUACAAGUUCCAAGCUGGCAACAGGAUGAACGCGAUGCUGUGGUUCAAGCAUCUGAGCGCGGCCUGCCACAGCAACCAGCAGCAGGCUCCUACAAACUUGAUGACUUUUGAGUAAAAGCCUCAGAAGGAAGGAGGUGGCCUGCUGCCCCCACACGAGGGCGGGUGGGCGCCGGCCAGACGAGCGCCAGCUACGAAACAGCCGUGUGCCAGGGAGAGCCCGAGGUGCCCGCUCCGCCUCUGAGUUGUGACCCAGAAACAGCGCUCAUUUCCGGGAACGAAGCGUGCUCUUUCCGGACAACAAAUUGGAGUUUGUGGAACAAACUGCCGUGGACCGUGCUUCUUAUCUCUGAACUGACCUGUGGAAACCACUGCCUUAAAGAAUGAAAGGAAACCCACCUAAACACCAAAUAGUGUGCGUGCGUCUCUGGCGGUGCUCUGCGUGCACUCGAGCGUGGCAAAGCCGCGUGCCCUUUACCUUGGUACUCGUUUGGGGGGGAGGGCUGGGGGGGGCGCCUUUUGUUUCUUUUUCUCAGACACACUUGAAAGUGCAGACACGUUUUUCUUAUGGCUUGCACCCGGAGCUGGUUUUGAGGUGCAGUGAUGCCUUGCCUUCAGAGGAGACCCCCGUCAGCCUCUUGAAAGGGGUGCGUGGCCCCCACUUCCUCGCAGGCGUGCAGGGACUGGCAGUUUUCUUGGCCGGGGCGCGGGGUUUGGGAUGGGGGGUUGUUUGGACAUAACCUUCUGAAACUUAGUACUGUACCGGAUGGGAACUCGGCUUCCUGCUGGAUGUGGAAAGAUAGCGUGCGUGCGUGCUUGCGUGUACAUGCAUGUGUUUGUGUGUGUGUGUAUCUGUCUGUCCGACACAUUCUUCCAGUGGGCUGCGGGGAACAUGGCACCUUGUCCUGGCUGCCCAGGUGGUGAAUUCCUUCUGAGUUUGCUGGUGCCCCCCCGCCUCCCUCUGCGUGUGGCAGAGAACUGCUGCUCUUACCGCGGCUGAGCAGCUUGCCUAAGAUUUCCGUUCUCCGGGUGUACCAGCUGCUUCCGGCUACCUGCCCCAGUGACCGUUUGCAUCAGGGCGUCCAGGCGCUCUGGCGGGAGCUGCUUUCAGUGUUCGUGUGCGGUGCCAUGGUCCCUUCCUCAUUUGCUUUGCUGUUCCGUGUGAAGGCCACGCUGCGUUGGGGGCCGGCUUGAGUCUUGGCCCCCGCCCAGUGCUGAGCCUCCCUGGGGGUCACAGGAUGCCUUCUCUGGGCCCCUCAUGCUUGUCUGACCAGUGUUUGCUUUUCUAAGAAUGCUGGGAGUAUGAAACCUGUGGCUCCUACGUUUAUUUUUCCCUUGGUCACAUGCAGGCCAGGUAGAAGGGUUGCACACCAGGACGGCCAGAUCUGUGUGCCCUGCCGGUGACUAGGCGAGAGAGCCAAGCUGGCACCUUCUGUCCCCUAACCAGAGUGGCGGUGCGCAGAAAUGAAAAGCCGUGUUUGGACGCGAGCCGUGUGGGCACGUGUGUAGACCCGUGGCUUCUGACAGACUCUUGACAGAACCAGUUAAAGUCACCGUUGUUGCUAAGUCUUCGCAUUUGGUUUGUUCAAAAGAUUCCUCGCUGCUUUUUUAAGGCCAUCUGACCAUUUGCAGCAGAUGCUAACCAGUGAGAAGAGUAACAAUGACUACUUAAUAGCUCGUGCACCAAAUGAAUAAUAUGUCAUAAUAAUUUUUUUUCCUUAAUGUUCUUCAUGGCUGGACUUUGGGUGUGGGUGUGGAAGAUUCGUGGGCAGGGGAGGGGGUUAGAUGUGAUGAGUGAGGCAAGAGGAAGCCACUGCUUGGGCGAGCGGCUGUGCCCUCAUCGGGGAACUGGGGUGGAAUUUUGUUUUCUGCUGUUAAUGGGUAUCACUGUAUCACUGUCAUCCCGUUGUUCAUCAAUUUACUCGAGCAGGCGCCAGUAACAUCUCCAUUCGUCCCAGCCCUGAGAUUUUAGCAGCCUCUCCUUAUUCAUCUUUCCCAACCAUUGGAGGCUCCUUCAGGGUCAGGGGAAUGGGACCUGUUAUUGUUACUGUCUUUGGCAUAUCGAAUACGCCACGGGGAGCUUGCCAGGCUCUGCCGGUUAAUGGGUAAGCCUCGCUAAAUAGCUUUGGGCCACGACUGUAUGUCAGCUCGCUGUUAUUGAGCAGAAAGGGGCCCAGUGUUGUACAUCCAGCAGAUCUAGAGAAAUGGUCAAAACAUCCGAGUAUCUUUUUUACAAUCCCCUCUUGAUAGCCAAAGUGCUUACAGUUCGGAGAAGCUCAGGGACUUUCUCCCGUGGCAUCUGCUUCCCAUCCACCAGGAAAUGAUCCGGUGUGUUCAUUGAGUCCUUCCGGUCUUUCUGACGGUUUCACUCCAGAACUCUCUCUGCUCUUCCUGAGUGGCUGCUGUGUUGUCGUUUUAGUCCUCUGACUAAAGAGUCCUGUCGGCUGAUUGGGAGGCCGAGGUGGUCCCUGGGGGUUGGGACGGAGUUUCAUCGUGGGCCUCCUUCGGUUUUAUUUCCUGUACCAAUUGUUCAUGUCCCGGGCUACUUGGAUUAAGUUGGUGACAAUGGUCACAGCCCUGGAGCCCCGUCACCUGGUCCUGAAUGGUCGCAGGCUCUUGAGUUUGGACUCGGUGGCGCGUUGCCUGGUCGUGGAGUUGAGGCCCCAGUGGGAAAGAAGCCAGCCUCGUCCCACGUUCAGCCGCCGAAGCUGUGGGUCAGUGACUGUCCCACUGGCAGUGGAGCAGAGGCAGUACCCAGAGCAAUAGCCGAAAGUUUGGGGAACUGUCCAUGUCCGAGUAGGGACAUUUCAGGGAAGCCAAGGAUGCGUGCGAAGGGGGCAGGCUGCCAUGACCUGGGAAGCUCCAUGGAGAAGGUGAAGGUCACGCCGUGAUCGUUCUCGGCGAGAAUGUGAGUUGAAAUGUUCAUCCCUGAGUACCUCACCCGAGUGACACGGUCCAGUGUCAUUCUCUCCACUUGAUCCGUACCGCUAACAUGCUCUGGCGCAUGAUGAAUGACCGCCAAGCGGAAAGCAUAUGAACAGUGAAGCAAACGAUAGAGGCUUUGAACUUUAACACCCAGUGACCACUUACCAGGGAUCAAGUUCAUUUCUGGAGCCCGGAGUCUUUCUAGAACCCUCUUGGCCUUGCUUUCUCUGGCUGUUUUCCCACAACAAGCGUUGGUAGUAGCGUACUCGCAAAUGAUGCAGAGAAUAUUGGGACCACAUCCUUUCCCCGGAAAUUAGUUCAGAUCCAUCCAGCUGCUGAUGCCCCUCCGAGCUGGCGCCCUGCCCGAUUGAGGUGGACAAGAAAGCUGCUCGUUCUCAUGCUCUUCUCGUCCCUGGAAAGCAAUAAUAAUGGUUCCCCAGCGUAAUAGCAAAGGUAUCUAGAGCUUCACCCGGGUCAAAAGCCCCAGUGAACCAAGUUACUUAGGGCAUCCCAUCCCCUGUCAAAUCUUUCGAAUGUCCUUUGUGUUCAUUGUCCUGCUUGUCCGAAGCUAGAAAUGCAAAUCCUCCAUCUUGUCAUUCAGACACGUUGGAUUAGGAUUCGGAUUCCUGAAUGAUCUUCCAUAAUCAUAAGUGAAGCCCAGAAAAUAUGUCACCUCAAUAUUUAGGUCACUGCUCAGCAGAAAGGUGCAAUAUUUUUCCUUGUCCGAGGCCUGCUUUACUAAAUUCAUACACUGGUGAUGCCAAAACUCGUAAGUUCUCUCAGCGCUAAGUUUACGCGUCUCUUGCCGGCCGAGAAGACUCAUCAGGACUCCACAGCGACCCCUGAGUGCCCCGUCGUCACUCCCCCACCUGAGAGCCUCCUGUGCAGCUCAGCAUCCUCUUGGCUUUCCUUGUGUCUCCGGGUCCCGUGCAGAUGGAGACACGCCUUUGAGCAGGAAAGUGACCCGCUUUUCUUAUGUCACUUCCUGCACACUGUGUCUGUCUCGGGCCCCCUCUGUUUCUUUCCCCACCAGACCAUCAGAAUUAAGGUAGGACUGAUGAUGUGACUGGCCUGUCCUUUCCUGCCCACAAUGUGCAGCUCAGGACUGUCAUCUCUACCCCCGCAGCCCCAGCCCCUGGCCGGAGCUGCUGCGGGUCAGGCUUUUGACUGGGCCUCAAGUUAGCCUAAGUGGCUUUUCCCUUCUCAAAUAUGUAAGAAGGAGCCCGAAGCACUGUUGCUAUGAAAAAUGUUUACGGUCUCUGUGAGGUGAAACCAGGGCCUGCUGAUGCCUUGGCUGUCGGCCGGAAGUCUUGUUUGUCCCUUUGAAGCUAGGUCGCCUUUGCUACUGAAAACCAGGGCACCGUGUUGUUUGGAACGCAAGUCGGGGCUUAAUCCCUCGCCUCUCUCAAGGAAUAUGCCCGUUACUGACUUCCUUCCUUUCCUUUGAGGCGUGUUCUUGUACAACCCAGUUUUCCGCCACUGUAGUCCCCGAUGCAAGGAAGAGCCCCUGACGGUGCUUACUAGUCUUGAAUAAGAGAAAACCUCUGCUUCAAAGGCUUUCGAAAUCCUGGGAUUCCGAGGAAAACGGGGAUGAAUUUGGGCAGUCAUCGUGGGGCUUUUUGCUCAAAUAGACGCUGCAAAGCAAUGGGGAGACAUUUCGUCACUGAUGUUUGAGGGUUCACUUUUAUUUUCUCUCUCUCUCUCUCUCUCUCUCUCUCUCUCUCUCUCUCUCUCAUGUAGUUGCUUUAUGACUUUCAAGCCUAUGUACUGUUCUCUUUUUAUUUUUGCCAGUGCUCUGAGAUACAGGCUUCGUAAUUUAAUCACAAGCCAGGUGACUUCAGUAUUUGGGGGGGAUUUCGCUGCUUUUAAAACAGGUCUUUCCCGAAGUGGCCUCUGCUCAGAGGGUUCUCUAGAGAGGGAUCCAUGGCCCACACUCGGAGCUUGCGCAAAGCAGCCUCCUGCCAGCAGUAUUUCGAAAUGAGGGGCAGCUGUGGCCAGCGCCUCCCCAGCCAGAAAACCGACCGGCUCCAGGGCAAGGAGUGUGGCGAGAAGCGUUUGACCACCAACUCCCUCCCCAAGGGCCUCCACGUUUGAGCCCUGCCCCAGGUGAGGAGCGCGAACAGCAUCCCGCCUGGACCAGCUCUGGGGGCGUUUGCCCAGCUGGCCUUCUUGGUUUUUUCCCCCCUUUGCUGUGGUCGGAGUUUGAGGCACAGUCUUAAUUGUGAGGCUUCUCAGAAGCCCCUUCAAGAAUACAGUAGGCGGGGUCAGAGCCGCAGGAGGACCGCGGGGAGGGCGUGGGCCUUGCACCCAGCUGACCCGGGUUCGAUCCCCAGCACCCCCUACCAGGAGUAAUUUCUGAGCACCGCCAGGUGUCACCCAAAAACCAAUAAAUAAAUAAAUAAAUAAAUAAAUAAAUAAAUAAAUAAAUAAGCGCCAAAAGAAUACAGCUAGCCAGAAAGAGUUUGGGGGCUUUGUGUGAAAACUACUGAAAUUUUGUCACGAGUGUCACCCCUUAUCCAGAAGCGAGAUUGUGUCGGGCUGGUCUUACACAGCAGUGGGACACGGAACGAAGCACCAGUCCCUUCACGUCCCUGCCACUGUUCCCUUGGAGGCGCUGUGGCAGGGAACGGCAGGGCCCCGGGUGUAGCCUCGAGGGAGGGCUGGGAGGACGCUUUGGCCUCCAGGUGGAGCUUGUAAGGCCUCGCCUGAGAGGUUUGCCAGUUGGAGCCUCGCGCAGCCAACUGAGUCACGACGAUCCUUCCUGUCGUUUUGGCGAGGGGCUUCCCAGAGAUGCAGUAUUUCAAACCCGGUGACGGUUCCCCUGGGCCCUGAGGGUUCUGAGCAGAAUUUGAAAUUUUGAACGGCGCCACCGGAACUGCAGAGAGAUGACGGGGCUGGAGGCGUUGCUACCCAGUUGCAGUGCUUUGGGGUCGAAUCGGUCUUCUCCAGACAAACAAGAAGUGUCUGCGCAGGCAUUGUGGGUGUCAUGAGCUCUCCUCGAAGACCCCACUCACGAGUAUUUACCAAUAAAUACUGAAUUAUUGAGGUGGAGGGGAAGGACAGAGAAGCUGAAAGCCACCAGGCUUCGAGAAGAUGAAACCCAGACACCGAUAUUUGUGACGAGAUCAGAACCGUGGGGGGUGGGGGCGCCGGGGUCGGGGUCGGGGCCCCAGUGAGAAUGUGCCAGAACUCCAGCCACGCCUCCUGCCGUGCCCGCUGACUCAGGUGCUCCUGGGAAGCCCGGCGCUAUGACCUCUGGGAGUGAUGCGCGCUUCCCUCUCCCCCCCCCCGCCCCCCGUUCCCGAGAUGCGGGUGUGAGCGCCCGCCUUUGCCUCAGCUGCCGGCAAUCGAAUUUGCCGUUUUCUGAACUUCUUUCUAUGGAAAUAAAUUACUUAAAGCUACA